Penicillium subrubescens is the source of this 891-nucleotide messenger RNA. Its product is annotated as SGNH/GDSL hydrolase family protein. Lineage: Eukaryota; Fungi; Ascomycota; Eurotiomycetes; Eurotiales; Aspergillaceae. The record is from RefSeq and is a predicted model, not a curated record. The transcript has 5 exons. Gene Ontology annotation, molecular function: hydrolase activity, acting on ester bonds. The coding region runs from base 1 to 891 and encodes 296 amino acids.
AUGAAGCACUCUGUCUUUUCUCUGCUCAUGGGGAUCGCAGCUGUUGCUGCAGUGCCAACACACGGGCAUCGGCGCUCAUCGCCAACUUAUUUCUUCACUUUUGGCGACUCUUACUCGAUGACUAGUUUCAAUGUUGAAGGUACACAGCCAUCAGCUUCAAAUCCCAUGGGGAAUCCUACACUUGGAACGGGAGCUACUGGAGGCGGCAUCAAUUGGAUUGGAUACUUGACGACUACGGAUAACCCCUCUCUCGUCCUAAGCUACAACUUGGCUAUAGGUGGUGCAACCAUUGACAACGCUAUUCUCAAUUCUGGAUAUCCGGACAUGACCGGUCAAGUUGCCACCUUCCAAAGCAACUACAGCAGCAAGCCCGCUUCUGCACCUUGGUCUUCUUCCGAUUCCGUCUUUGGCUUUUGGAUUGGGAUCAAUGAUGUUGGCUGGGGCUUCGGAGGUUACGAUGCCAGCGUUCUCGUACCAACACUCAUGGCCCAGUACAAGUCUCUUGUCGAGGAAAUAUAUGCAGACGGUGGGCGCCGAUUCCUCUUCGUAAAUGUUCCCCCGGCGAGUCGGAGUCCAUAUAUUCUCGACCAAGGGGCAAGUGUGUCACAAAAGCAUGCCACCUGGACGACUGCGUAUAAUAAAGGUCUUGCCUCGAUGCGUGCCGAGUUCGAGGAUGCUCAUGAUGAUGUUGAGACUGUUCUCUAUGACUCUUGGACUUUCAUGACAAAGAUCUUGAAUAGCCCCACGAAAUAUGGAUAUACAAACGCCACUUGUAUCAAUGACGAUGGGGAGAGCUGUGUGUGGUGGAAUAACUACCACCCAGGGCAGAAGUACCAUAGAUUGCAGGCGGCCGAUAUGAAGAGGAUCCUACAUCGCUUUGGGGCGUGGUAG